Corylus avellana is the source of this 2059-nucleotide messenger RNA. RefSeq names its product homeobox-leucine zipper protein PROTODERMAL FACTOR 2-like. The record is from RefSeq and is a predicted model, not a curated record. Gene Ontology annotation, molecular function: lipid binding. Lineage: Eukaryota; Viridiplantae; Streptophyta; Magnoliopsida; Fagales; Betulaceae.
GAGAAAGAGAGACAGAGAGAGAGAGAGAGAGAUCGUCGGUUACAUUGAUAUAUAGCUAGCAAUAUCUCUGAAGAUGGAUGGGUUUGGACCGUCGGAUGAUGAUGAUGAUCAUACUCAGACUAUGGAGGACAAUGAUGAUGAUGAUGAGUCCAUGAGCGAAACGGAGAGUAUGACCUCCAGCCUUGAUGAAAUGACGAGUAGUGACAGUGACAGUGACGAUAGUAUCGCCGGGAUUGAUCGUGAACUCUAUGCUAUGAAUGUUGCAAGUGAGAGGAUGCAGGUUGGAAGACAAUUAGGGUUUGUGCCUCCAGAUGUGAAUUCUAAGAUCAAUAGCAGUGCUUCACAAAGCAAUAGAGAUGCUGGCUCCCCUCCAGUAACUCCUCGGUCGCCGCCGCAUUCGCCGGGCACCAACCACUCAGACUGUGGGUCAAACUCAUAUGUGGGGAGCAACAUUCGACGAGCAAGUGAUCUCUUUAUGGCAGUUUCAGUAUCCGCUGAGGUAAACAAGAUGAAAAUCACUGAGCUUGCUGUUGCAGCCAUGGAAGAGUUGACAAAAAUGGCCCUCAAGGGAGAACCUUUAUGGCGGCUCCAAGAAGAUGGGAAAAGUGAGAUUCUAAAUGAUGUUGAAUACAUAAGGGAAUUCAGACAUGUCGAUUCCACUUUGAUGGAGAUAAUGAAAAUGGUCGAGGUGAGACACUCUCAGUGCCUUCCAAGCUUGGACAGCAAUUCUGAAUUCGAGCUUGAAAGUGAAUACAAGCCCUUGCCUCAUGAAAUUGGACCAGAACCUCUGCAUACUGAAGCUUCUCGUGAAACUGGUUAUGUUAGAAUCAACCCAGUCAGCAUUGUUGAAUUGCUCAUGGAUUUCAAGCACUGGUCAUCGCUGUUUUCCAAUAUCGUUUCGAAAGCGGUAAUGCUUGGAGUUUUAUCAUCAUCAGAAGUGGAAGGGAACUUCGAUGGAACUCUGCAAGUGAUGACAGCGGAAUUUCAUGUCCCUUCUCCACUUGUCCCAGUUCGAGAGAGCUAUUUUGCAAGAUACUGUAAACAGCUAUGCCCCGGGACAUGGGGAGUUGUUGAUGUAUCUUUGGAAAAUUUGUUCCCUUAUCCAUCAAUUAAAUUUCGAAGAAGACCAUCAGGCUGUCUAAUCCAAACAAUGCCUAAUGGAUGGUCCAAGGUUAUAUGGGUUGAGCAUGUGGAAGUGGACAACAGAUGGGUGCACAAUAUCUUUCAGCCGAUAGUCAUAUCUGGUUUUGCAUAUAGUGCAAAGCGUUGGAUUAACACUAUAGUUCGACAAUGUGUACGCUAUGCUACUCUAAUGGCUAGAAGCACAUCGACUUAUGCUGGCGUACUAAUAUCACAAGAUGGGAGAACAAGUCUGCUGAAGCUGUCAGAGAGAAUGGUGAGAACCUUUUGUGUUGAAAUUAGUGCUUCUACAGAAAACAAAUGGAUGAAAUUUCCUAUACGUGGGGCUGAUGAUAUGAGGAUCAUGACUAAAUAUAGCACCACUGAUUAUAUUGGGAAGCCUCCUGGUCCCUCUGUAGCUUUUGCUACCACAGUCUGGCUUCCAGCUGCCUCGCCAAAGCAUGUAUUCAACUUCCUUCGUCAUGAGAAUUUUCGAAACAAGUGGGAUAUCCUUUCAUAUGGACACGCCAUCCGAGAAAAUGCAUACGUUGUUAAUGGCGAGGAUCCAAGAAACCGCAUUUCUAUAAUGGAAGUGGUUGCUUCGCCAGUUAUGUAUCUGCAAGAGAGUUACACCGACUCAACAGGGUCUUACGUGAUAUAUGCACCAAUGGACUCAUAUGCCAUAUCCUUGGUCUUAAAUGGCGGAAACCCAGACAAUAUUGCCAUCUUGCCCUCAGGGUUUGCUAUCCUCCCUGAUAGGCCCACGUGGGGAUCCGGAUCAUCAGGAGAGGAAAGCAGUGGAAGUCUUGUCACUGUUGCUUUCCACAUAGUUGAUGGGGCUUCGUCUGAGGAUUCUAUUCCUCCUGAAUCACUCGACACCAUGCACCACAUCCUCAUGGAAACUGCCAUCUCCAUUAGGACUGCUGUCACACCAAAUUAA